CGAGUUAACAUUGUACAUUGUACAUCCUGGAACUGAGCCACCCCAAGCAUGAAAAUGAUUCGACCAAAGCUAUUCAUUGCUACGAUAAUCUUCAACGCUUCCACAGCCUCCAUGCUCUGGUAACGGCUUAUUGGCGCGAUCGAUGGCAAGGAUUAUUUGUCGCAACUCAACCAAAGCCACCCCGUUCCAAAUAUGAUUCGAAUCCUAAGUCCUCAGCUAGUAUUACGUUGUAUCAAGUGCGAAGCUUUAUAAAAUGGCAGGUUGCUCAAUGCUUCUUAAGCUUUUCAUGAAUGGUCAUUCAUUUCCCUUCCAAACAAUUCGUCUCGAGUUCACCUUGAAAUCGCUAAGUCCAGUUCCAACUUUGAGGUUUAACCACUGUUACUAGUCUUUCAUAAGGGGUUCAAGAUGCGCCGCGCUUCAGUGUUGUUCGUCAUUCUACAAUCCGCUUCAUUUCAAACGCUGAAUUACCUUCUUGUGGAAUACGUCGCCUUAGAUAGUUUCUGGAAUCGAAUGAAGCAAGAUCCGAUGUUUCAGGAGUAUGAUAGGGUCUCCCAAGCCCUUUGGGAUGCUAAGCACGGGAAUCAGACCCGCGCGCAGACUGACAAGACCAACACUGGACAAACAGCAAGGCUUGAACUACCUGCUUCAGACUCAGAUGAGACAGAUGAGGGUACCUUCUCCGUCCAACCGAUUAUAGAUGUCACCCAUGACGUGGAACACCAAAGCGAAGGCCCGGAAUCCAGAGCAGAGCCCGAAGUUCAUUUAGCAAGCGUACCAACGCAGCAGGCAAAAGAUAAAACCUGGCGCACUGCCGUCCUCGACUGUCUAAGGGUAUUCUUCAUCCAACUCUUUCUUGGACCUCUCUUAUAUGCAUGGCACAUAUGGCUAGAAAGACUGUUUCCGACUCGACGAUCGGCGCGUCAGGACAAGGUGUAUACAGACGCUAAGCAGAAGGAUGCCGAUAUCACAUUCGCUGAAGACACACGCGAGGAACAGGUCAUCCAAAAGUGGCUGCGACAAGGCAAAAUCCGACGGGCCUCACUCAGCUGGCCCAAUACCUUUGCCAAAUGGGCUCUUCAAUGGACGAUUGGGCGGUAUUGGACGGACAACGCAAGAGAGUUGCUCGACGCUCUACUAAGGCGCCAAUCGCUGUCGAAGUCGCUAUUCAUGCCUACGACAUAUGUGUUUUACUGGUUCACACGACGCCUUACUGCCGCACCACUCUGCACGAUGCUUUCCUUCCUGAUGGUUCCUGCUUCGAAACGCCUGUCUUUCAUGUCAGGCGUGACGCUGCUCUGGAAUGCUUUGCUAGUGUUAAUGUUGAACCUCCUAGCUCCUAGGGUCAUCCAGACAGAAUGGGUGCAAGGUUACCUGUUUAAUAUGACGGAGGAAAUCAAGAUUGAGUCUCAGGGCUUUGCCCAUCCUCUUGACGAGCUGUGAUAACUGAGCGGCGAAAGGAUUGGCAAGUCUGGGAACAAGAUCCAUUCAACAGGCAGAUUAUAUCACGAUUACUUCUACACGGUGCGACCGACAAAUAAAUGAGUAGUCAGGAGAUUGUUUUUGGCGCGUCAUUCUUGAUUUGUUGCAGAAAGGAUAUUCUCCUAUUCAGGGUUCUUGCAAGCUAUUCUGACUAAUGUUAAGAACCAACUCGUCAUCCACCGUAUUAUUCUGU
This is a messenger RNA of Xylaria bambusicola, 1672 nucleotides long. RefSeq lists its product as uncharacterized. Lineage: Eukaryota; Fungi; Ascomycota; Sordariomycetes; Xylariales; Xylariaceae. Bases 406 to 1440 code for a protein of 344 amino acids. The transcript is spliced from 3 exons. The record is from RefSeq and is a predicted model, not a curated record.